CAAUAUUGAGAAGAGUUUCUGCGAGCAGCUUAGUGCAUACCCAAAGUCACUAAAGGAGGAGAAUCAAGAACUGAAAGAAAAGGAACAAACAUGCUUUCAUAACUGGAGAAAAUCUUUUAGUUGCUCUCAGACUGAAAAGACUUUGUCACGACAACGAGCUCAGAAGACUAGACGUAAUUUCACCUGCCAACAGUGUGGAAAGUGUUACACUAGUAAAGGAAGUCUUAAUGUCCACAUGAGAGUUCACACAGGAGAAAAGCCUUACACGUGCAAACAGUGUGGAGAGAGUUUCAAUCGAUCAGCAAGCCUUAAAAUCCACAUGAGAAUUCACACUGGAGAGAAACGGUUUACUUGCCAGCAGUGUGGAAAGAAGUUCAGUCAAAAAGGACACCUUAUUAACCACAUGAGGAUUCACACCGGAGAAAACCCAUUCACCUGCCAACAGUGUGGAAAAAGUUUCAAUCGAAAAGGAAACCUGACAGUCCACGUGAGAAUUCACACUGGAGAGAAGCCUUUCAAAUGCAAACAGUGUGGAAUAAGCUUCACUCAAAAAGCAAGUCUUAAUGCCCACGUAAGAAUUCACACUGGAGAAAAGCCCUUUGUAUGCGGUCAGUGUGGAAAGAGUUUCAGAUUUAAAGUAGCCUUUAAUCAGCACAUGAGGAUUCACUCAAGAGAGAACGGUUUUAUAUGUCGUCAGUGUGGAAGGAGUUUCACAGACAGGAAACACCUAAAGAAUCAUGUAAGAAUUCACAUCGAAGAAGACUGUCAUUUACCAUCACGGUGGAAAGAGUUUUGCACUUAAACACUCAGUGGAGGCUUCUCAGUGGAGAGAGAAGUGUCUUCUGUGUGAAAGGAGUUUCACAUAUCAUAGAGACAUGAAAAACUAUUGGCAAGCUCGUUCUGGACAUAAAUGACAGAUGUUUUGAAUGUGAAAAGAGGUUUACAAAAAAAAAUCACCUGCACAUGUAUCACAAUAAAAUUAUUUUUCUGAUACAUAUGGAAAGUCAUGCAUAUGAGAGACCCUAUUCUUGUUCUUUUUGAGGAAAGAGUUUUAAAUGGCUCAGCGAUCGGACAAUUAAGUAUCUGUGUGAAAUCAAAGCUAUGAAUGUGCCCCAAAUGCAGAUACUCCAGGUUCCUAAAAGUAUCCCCCAUCCUUCACCUCUUUUUACUUUGUCUUGAAGGUUUUUAUUUUAUUUUGUCAUGUUCAUAUGAAUGCAUGUGGCCACACAGUCCAUCUUCUUUGCUGUAGUCUCAAAUUAUUGAGCAGUUAUGGUAGAUGGCAUAUGAUACAUUUGAUUCAGGAUAAUACUUUGAAAUUAAUAAAUCGCCAGUGUUGGGGAAUCUACUCUGAAACUGUAGCUUAUCA
Sinocyclocheilus anshuiensis is the source of this 1366-nucleotide messenger RNA. Its product is annotated as gastrula zinc finger protein XlCGF49.1-like. The coding region runs from base 236 to 802 and encodes 188 amino acids. NCBI's taxonomy places the organism in Eukaryota, Metazoa, Chordata, Actinopteri, Cypriniformes, Cyprinidae. Gene Ontology annotation, cellular component: nucleus. Gene Ontology annotation, molecular function: DNA-binding transcription factor activity, RNA polymerase II-specific. The record is from RefSeq and is a predicted model, not a curated record. The transcript is spliced from 2 exons. Gene Ontology annotation, biological process: regulation of transcription by RNA polymerase II.